Cyanidioschyzon merolae strain 10D is the source of this 2052-nucleotide messenger RNA. RefSeq lists its product as hypothetical. Gene Ontology annotation, molecular function: glycosyltransferase activity. Lineage: Eukaryota; Rhodophyta; Bangiophyceae; Cyanidiales; Cyanidiaceae. The coding region runs from base 1 to 2052 and encodes 683 amino acids. The record is from RefSeq and is a predicted model, not a curated record. The transcript has a single exon.
AUGGCGCGAAAGAUGCCGGGCGCGCAGGCCUGCGGGCGAAACGCCCCUCCCGCUGCCCCCUGGAUCCGGAAAUCGCCGCACAGGCGCACGCAGCGAUGGCGCGAAAGCCAUUCAAAUCGCGCGUUCGGGAUCCGCCCGAGCGCGCAGGCCUGCGGGCGAAACGCCCCUCCCGCUGCCCCCUGGAUCCGGAAAUCGCCGCACAGGCGCACGCAGCGAUGGCGCGAAAGCCAUUCAAAUCGCGCGUUCGGGAUCCGCCCGAGCGCGCAGGCCUGCGCAGCGCCCUCCGAAACGGAACUCGGCUACAUCUCCGGCGCUACGCUGCAGCGCUCUGCUCUGGCCUUGGGAAAUACGGAGCAUAUCCAGUGCGUCUGGUCGGCAUACCGUAUGUGGGGAGAAAAGCAGCGUGCAGACGCUGUGGUUGAAAAUGAUGUCCUUAUCGAGUAUUAUGACGAUCCUGCUGAGAUAAACAGGGCGUUCGAAUCUCAAACUGCUGUAGGUAAACAGAGCAGUGGUGCGCGCGACGCUCGUCGGGCCGCUGUUCCUGAACCGUACAGCGACGAGAGUGCAGCGCCACCGUCGGAAUCACGGUUGAAGAGUUUUUCUUCGUGUGCGCGCAGCUCUCUUGAACGAGUGCGGAACGUUCUUCACUACUCGGAUACGACCACAAUUGGGGCUGGUAUCGGCGUCUUGGUCUGGUUCGGCUGGAGGCAGGCAGUGCGCUCUGCCCGAAAACGCGCGCAGCAGCGUGCGCCUGAUGUUCAACACGGACUGGAGCGGCGUCUGUUUCUUGCAAUUUUGGGUCAUGGUCUCGGCAUGCGCUAUCUGAACGAGAAAAUGAAUCCAGCCCUGAGCGGAUCGAUUGCCCGUUUAGCGCCAAAACUAUAUGAGGAGACGUCUCCAUUGGGCUCCGAUUCCCUUAUAACUCCAGAUGGGACACCUUUAAAAACUGGCAGCGAUUUCCCUCACGAUAAAACGCAGUAUCGAGCGCUGUUAGCAACUCGGCAAACAGAGCACGUUAUGCGAAAUGCGUUUGAUCAAGUGAGUGCAAGCCGCCCGCUACGGCGCGAUCGUGCAGACAAUGAAUCAGAGGUGUCUCCUGCGACCCCAAUGGAGAAGCCACGGCCUUUUCUGCGCGCGCCGCGUGUGCAAGCUCGCCCCAACGGCCGCGCUCCCUGUGCUUUUGUCACCGUUUGUUCUUCCGGAACAUACGUGUUGCCAGCGGUGGUGCUUGCUUCUACCCUGCAACAGUACCAUGCCGGCAUUCCAAUGAUAUGUUUGGUGGUGUCCACCGCGGUGGAUAAAUGGCAUCGCGAGGUCCUUUCGAGAGCUGGCUGGGAUGUCCGCUCCUGUUCGAGUUUUCUGAGCGAUCUCGAGUGGCAGGGAUUUCUCAGCUCCAGAGAUCUCUCCAACCGCGAGCUGAAAAGACCCUUUUCCCGCCGCGCAGUGCGGCAUGGAACUGCGUCGCACGCUGCAUCCAGGUUCACGGAUGCGCACGAUCAGUGGGAACGCUCCACAUUCGACAAACUGAAUAUCUGGGAGUUGGUCGACUUUGAGAAACUCAUCUACCUCGAUGCGGACACCAUCGUGCUCGGGGCGUUACAUGAACUCUUCCGCUAUGAAGAACUUGCCGCGGUCAAAAGUGGAUGCGGUCUUUUCAACAGUGGAGUCAUGGUCAUCCAUCCAGGUCUGCAUACGUAUCAGGCGCUGCGAAACUGCUUGCUUUACGAAGAAUGGCGCUCGGCGUAUACGCGCGGCUACCCCUUCCCCUAUGGUGACCAGCCACUUCUCAACUACUUCUUCAAAGACACCUUCACAGAGCUGCCUGUUGCGUUCAAUACCACCUGCCAGCGUCGAUUUCGGAGUCGUCAGACGCGAGUACUCCACUUCAACGGCCCCAUGAAGCCUUGGCACGUGGAUCGGAGCUCUUGGUUCGCUGCUCAAUGCUUUUGGAAACAACAGCGCUGGCGUCUUUGGUACCAAGAGUACGACCACGCCCUGAGCAGUUUCCGUGCGAACGCUGACCCUCCCGAAGAGCAGUGCUUUUGGGCCUAG